Aedes albopictus (Asian tiger mosquito) is the source of this 1424-nucleotide messenger RNA. RefSeq lists its product as uncharacterized. Lineage: Eukaryota; Metazoa; Arthropoda; Insecta; Diptera; Culicidae. The transcript has a single exon. Gene Ontology annotation, molecular function: nucleic acid binding. The coding region runs from base 104 to 973 and encodes 289 amino acids. The record is from RefSeq and is a predicted model, not a curated record.
CAGUUGACAAGCGCCCUUCGUUCGCGACAGACCUUCUUUUUCAUCGCUCUUGUGCAUCGAAGUUUCUUCUUUCUGUUGCGAAUAUAUUUUGCAUUUACGCAAGAUGGCUUCGCACAGAAGAAAUACUCUAGUCGUGGACUUCGGCGUAUUACCGAAGCGACCCGGCUUACAACAAGUCGAAAAAUUCCUUAAGGAAUUCGUUAAAGUUGACAUGGUUGAUGUGAGAAACAUUCAGCUACACAACAUCAAAAACUGUUUGUUCAUUGAAAUGAAUGACGCAGGCGUAGCCCCACGGCUACAGAAGCAGCACCAUCUUCAGCACUAUUUCACGCUCGAAGGAAUCAGGUAUUACAUUCCCGUAUACGUGGAUGGCCCUACUACCACCGUUAGGAUCCACGAUCUUCCACCCCAAAUGGACAACGAUGUCAUCUCCGACCACAUGCAGCAAUACGGGCAAGUAAUUUCCAUUAAAAAUGAAGUGUGGAAGAAUUAUUUCUCUGGGAUACCGAACGGCGUGAGAAUUGUUCGUAUGCGGAUGGACAAGCCGAUACCAUCGCAUAUUGUAGUGAACAACCAUAGCACAUACGUUAGCUGCUCAAACAAAAGCAACCAAACGACGACGGCCCGCGGUACAAAAAAGCAACAACAAAAUACACCAGCUACCACAUCCAGCUCGGCUCAUGAGCGCGAUAUCCAACACGACAACGAAUCACAGGCGGCUCAAAUUGAUGAUGACCACAGCGACGAAGAGAAUGACAACAACGACGAUCACGAAUGGAGUAACGAGAACUAUACAGCGACAGAAAAUACCGAUGAUACAGCGAAGCGGCGGUUGUCAACCGAGUCAAAUGGAACGGAGGAAGAAAAUGCAGCAAAGCGAUCAUGUAAUCCGGGCACCCAGAAAACCGAUUCAGAGUGGCAAAUGAUCACAAGAUCGAAGAAAAAGAGUUAUAUUGUAUUAAAAUCUAAUUAAAAGUCGAAAUAAAUGAUACGACACGAAUGCACCUUUUGGUGUAAAGUGUCGCUAAUUAAAGCAAAAAAAAAACAUAUCUGUAUUCAAAUCAAUUGGAGGGAAUUUAAAUGAACUAUAAUUAGCAUCUUGAAUUUUGGAACGAUGUUGAAAUUUAAAAAAAAAUUUGGUGUUUUAUUAGAAAAAUAAUGUAAUCGUUAUGUAAAAGUUUUCAAAGCUCAUUAUAUAAGUCAUAAAUGGUCAAAAUUUCAUUGCAUUCGGUUCAUUGAAUCCGGAGAUAUGACAGCUCAAUGUUGGCUAUCGGAUAAUUAUACCUUUUUCUAGAAUCUUUAUAACUUCGUGCAGAAUAGUCCGAUGUUUUCCAAAUUUUCUCCACUGAUACAGAUGGAUACAUUUUUGGUAAAAUUAUGAAAAAAAAUCACAGCCCUGGUGAGAUUUGAACUCACGGUCCUUA